AUGGCAGCGGGUCAUACGGUUGUACUGUGGUGUUGCGGCGAUGCGGCCUGCGGUAUGGGCACCGUGGCAGGGGCAGAAAAGCAGAAAAGAAUACAGGGUCACAGGUUAAACGCGAUCGACUACCAGUACGCGUUUCAUUACGAAGUGAAAAAGCCGAUCAAGAAGGUCAAGAAGGAGAUCAAGGAGAAGAGCAAGUCCAAGACGGAUGAAAAGACCGCAGGAGGGAUCCAGCAUGACGAUAAAGGACAACCUUUCUUAGCGUUAUCGGAUUAUCGCAGAGUCUCAAUCUCUAAAUUCCAAGACAAAACCUUGAUCGAUAUCCGAGAGUACUACAAAGACAAAGGAUCGGGGGAGAUGAAGCCCGGCAAGAAAGGUAUUUCUCUCACAUGCGAGCAGUGGGAAUCUUUUAAAGGAAACAUCAGCUCUAUCGACAAGAUGUUAUCCGACCAAACCUAA
Molecule: messenger RNA, 456 nt
Organism: Tremella mesenterica DSM 1558
Lineage: Eukaryota; Fungi; Basidiomycota; Tremellomycetes; Tremellales; Tremellaceae
Exons: 6
Coding region: 1-456 (151 amino acids)
Biological process (GO): positive regulation of transcription initiation by RNA polymerase II
Molecular function (GO): DNA binding; transcription coactivator activity
Source: RefSeq, a predicted model, not a curated record